AUGGCCACGGCAGGGUCGGCAGCCCUCCUCGGACUACUGCUUUUCUUGGCUGUUGCUUUGGACUUGCCCUCCGCAAACUCUUGGGGAUCGACCUGCGACCAGGGUUCCCCGGGCCCACCCGGCCCUCCUGGCCCGCCAGGAUCGAGCGGUGAGUCCGGAGCCCCGGAAUUCUUGGACUACAACAACUGGAGACAAUGUGCCUGGCACUCUGCCAACGGCAACGAUUAUGAUGGCAACAUUUACACAUGCACCAUUCAGAAGCGCUAUUCCAACAGCGCUCUCUACGUCGCUUAUGGUGGUAAUCUUCGAUUGUAUGGCUGCGACGGAUGCUGUAAGAGAUGGUACUUUACGUUCAACAACAACGAGUGCUCACCGGUACCAAUAGAUGGCGUUGUAUACCAACACAACACCUACCACAUGAACCUGCAUAGGCACCGUAACAUCGAAGGUUACUGUCACACGCUGGGUGCAGGGCAGAUUGACGUUCGUUUUGCGGUAGGUGAUUGCCACGGUCAUGGGAACGCUGACGCGUACACGGGAUGGAACAGCGCCUCACGUAUCAUCGUGAAGGAGAUACCGGCCUCACCUUACGGUUACUAGACUGACGGAACCUAAGCUCACCUCACAGUUUGAUGAACGAUGCUCCGUGUGUCGUCAGUGUGUGGCGAUCUAAGCUAUUACCCGGACGGGACGGUUGUGGGUUUCCUUGGACAUUUUCUCAGCAGAGCUGCUUCGUGUGGAGAUGCAGUACUUAGGUCGACCUUUAAUGGGUGAUAAUUCAAUCAAUCUUCAGCCUUGUUCGCACUUUACACGAAUCACCUUAUUGGAUCGAAAGCGAUUGCAAAACAGGCGGGACAUGGAUAGAUUUCACAUCGGCCUCGUCUUUUUCAGAAUGCAUACAAAGUACUUUAAUUAAGGCAGGCGAGAAUUUUUCAACCUAAAGCCUCAUCUACAUAAAACUCGCCUUGUCUUACGUCAUCAUUGGGCGUGGGGAAUGCUGGGAAUAAACACACCACUUUUGACGGAUCUCUCAUCGCUGCAAAUACACAGAGUUUUUAAAUUACAUGAACCAUCAAGCAGUUAACAUGCUGACAUAUUUAGAAAUACCAUAUCAACAAACACUUAUGACAUCCAAAUUAUAACGACUUGACCACACCUUGAAAGUAAAAUUUAGCAAUGCGUGAUGCCACCCUGAAAGGAAGAUAUGGACUUCCUUAAAGUACAAGUUCGGUGCGGGCGAUGUGAUGAAUGAUGGACAAGACGUUGGGGGCGGUGUUGUUGCUUGGCCAUCUCACAUCAUGAUGCUGACAUUUGUCAUUAUGAUUUCUUCUAAAUCAAGAUGUCGACAUUCUGCAAUUAAGAUGUUAUCAUUCCUUAAAAAGUUUGUUGAUGUCGGCAUCUUAAGUUUAGGAUACCAAAUAAUGCAUGUUUGAAAUACAAGUACUUACAAAGUCGCUAUAACAUUUUAAGGAUACUAAAAACCCCAACAGCCCUAAGUAGCAGAUUUCUCAUAUCCAGCUACAAAUAUUCAUUGACAAAUACCCAUAAUUCUCAUGCUUGCUUUUGGCCCCAUGCAGAGACAUUAAUGUUUUGUUCGGAAAAGCGACCUUUAGAAACGCAAUAUGGCGUUGAUACUGUUAAUUUCGUUCUUUUGCCUCGGAUAAGUAAUCUCUUCUCCCAGGUUUGAGUUACCUAAUGUUUGUUAGGUUCGAUUUAUAUUCAUGCUGGAUGCAAGCAUCCAAAAAUAAAUUGCGACCUCAUAUGAUUUGUAUAAUGCACGAAUAAACUGAAUCACUAGGUCAGUAAAAGUCUUAAGGUAAAGAAGUCGAACUUCGUUAAUAAGAAAUCACUAAUACAAGAUUCUGCUUAUGACA
This is a messenger RNA of Acanthaster planci (crown-of-thorns starfish), 1874 nucleotides long. RefSeq names its product collagen triple helix repeat-containing protein 1-like. The record is from RefSeq and is a predicted model, not a curated record. Lineage: Eukaryota; Metazoa; Echinodermata; Asteroidea; Valvatida; Acanthasteridae.